AUGAACCUCGUGGCCGAAGGGACCGUCAAGGAAGUGACCGUGUACAACAAGGGCGUGUCUCCUAAGAUCGUAAACUUUCACUUCGUACUUGUCCCCCAAAACGAGGAUCUCACGCUUGUGUUCUGCGACCACGACUUGCCCAACAGUGAGCUGUCGUACGUCGGUAUAUUUAUCUGUAACGGCUCUGGUGACCCACCACGACCGUCGAGAGCAUCCGCUGGUGCAUCAACGGUUGCUUCAGCCAGAACAACUCCAGGCCUAUCUUCGGUGGGUAACCAGAUCCUGGCUCCGGCCGUCAGUGCCACCACAUACAAGAUGAAGUACGGCAACCGCGGAUGGAGGCCCUGCUUCAUGGACGCCAACGAUAAGUCGAACAAGGGCAUAACAUGUAUACACGAACACCAGUCUUUCUUCUUGUCGAGGUUCUCGAAGCAGCUCCACCCGGAGGCCUGCGGUCGUCUCACGGAAACCCUAAAACCCUUCCUCUUCGAAACACUCCAGGAACAAGUCAACAUCUCACAGCCGCGGACACGACUCUACGGCUCUGGUCGUCGGCAUUGGGCUGUACCUGAACGACGACAUAGAGCGUCACAACGUUCGCGUCACGGGCGCGCGGUCGUCGACACAGAGGAUCGCGAGAAGUUGGCGGCCAAGCUGGCGGAGAUUGGCGAGACGAUCGCUCCGAGUCAGUCGAAGGGCUGCAGAUCGGCUUCUGUGCUGGUGCGUUCUGCUAUCGUUCUUGGCUUCCUCGAUUUGAUUUUCGCUGCCAAUGACGACGAGCAGCGUGUGCUGGCCACAAGGCGCUGCACGGCUCGACGUCGACGGCCAGAUCAAACAGAUUCGGGCCGAUCUGAAUCUGCACAGGUCGAGUACGAGGUAGUGCGUGACACCAAGGAUAAUUGUAUCACGGAGAACAGCAACUACUUCAAGCUCCGCUCGACAGCGCAAAAGUUUGUGCGUCACUUUGGCAUUAUGGGCGAGUUUAAUAUCCCGGAGCGUAACUGCAUCAUCGCGCCCAAGAACAGCGUGACCAAGGCGACACGGCCUACUGUGGCGCAAAGUCUGAACAACUGUGUGGUCAAGCUGCCUCGUUGGGACCUGAAGACAAGACAGUGCAAUGCUGAGCCCAAACCUGGCCGGUCUGGACGGCUGCGUCGCCGGAGGUGCGGGACGCGCGGCUUAGCUCCCCCGAUGGAUGAGCGCCUGUUCAACGUCAUUUCUGCUCUUGACGCCGGCUACACGAUCAACCGCGUGCACGAGCUGACCAAGAUCGACAAUUGGUUCCUGUCCAAGCUGCCGCGCAUCUCGUCACUGCGCUAG
Molecule: messenger RNA, 1320 nt
Organism: Phytophthora infestans T30-4
Lineage: Eukaryota; Oomycota; Peronosporomycetes; Peronosporales; Peronosporaceae
Exons: 6
Coding region: 1-1320 (439 amino acids)
Biological process (GO): L-citrulline biosynthetic process; UTP biosynthetic process; L-glutamine metabolic process
Cellular component (GO): cytosol; cytoplasm
Molecular function (GO): dihydroorotase activity; aspartate carbamoyltransferase activity
Source: RefSeq, a predicted model, not a curated record